CAAUUUCCCUCAGACUAAUUGCUUCCUUGCUUUGUUCCUUAAAAUUAAAUUUAAACAACUUUUUGGGAAUAAAAAUUAUUGAUUGGCAGAGUUUGCCACAACUUCUAAUUUAAGUCUGCCGUCCUCAUGAAAAUUAGAUAUAAGGAGACAGGCUAUAUGCCAAAAAGCUCCAAAUAAUAAUCUUUGGUAGUAAUCUUUCUAUAAUGCACUAUAGAUGAGAGCUUCUUAGAGCAUUCAUAAUGCAUAAUAAGCAUUGCUAUAAUAUGUUAUGCUUUUUAUAAAAAGUUAUAGGCGUGCUUAUAAUACUUUAUGAAUGCAUUAUAUGAAGGUAUCUAUAAUGCAUUAUGAUGAAUUCUUUAAAUCAAUUAUCUUCUUUUGACUGACUUGCGGUGCUUGGGUACACGGAAUGUGCUGGAAGCGAGGUCCGGCAGAGCAGCUGCAGCGCAGUGGCGCAGUGGCCCCGCAGUGGGCAUGCUCAAUCCGAGCCCCAUGCGGUCUGCGUGUCGCCUCCGAGAUCGCGGAUCGCGUUCGAUUUCACGGCGACUACUGAAAUGAGAUGUCUGGGAGACAGAAGCUACUGUAAAUACACAGUGGUUUAAAUGAACGACAUCGACACAAAGCUGCAGUCGCGUGGCUGAAAAGAAAUAUAUGGCGUCAUCUGGAGGCGCGGCAACGAGUCCGGAAUCUGAUGCGCAAGCAGCACCAAACGACCCGGAGCUUAGGAUAGUGCUGCUGGGAAAGACCGGCGCUGGGAAAAGUUCUUCUGGAAAUACCAUCCUGGGUAGUAAAUCGUUCAAGGCUGAGGUGUCUCCCAGGUCCGUAACAAGCCAGUGUGAACGGAGGAGCAGCUGUGUGUCCGGGAGGUGCGUCACGGUUAUUGACACGCCAGGCUUUUUUGACACCCGGCGAUCCAAUCAGCAGGUGGCGGGGGAGAUGGCCCGGUGCGUCCUCCUGUCUUUGCCAGGCCCCCAUGCCUUUCUGGUAGUGCUCCAGGUGGGGAGGCUCACGCAGGAGGAGAAAGAUGCCCUGCAGUGGAUUGAGGUGACCUACGGGGAGAGGGCUUUAGAGUUCACCAUGGUCCUCUUCACCUGGGGGGACCAGCUGAGGGAGAAGCCCAUUGAGGAGUACAUGGCGGAGAGCGAGGAGCUUCAGGAGUUCGUCCGCCGUUGCCGGGGAGGGUGUCAUGUCUUCAACAACACUGCACUAGGAAACCAGGACCAAGUCUCCACGCUGCUGGAGAAGAUAGACAAGAUGGUGGAAGCAAAUGGGGGCAGCUUUUACACCAAUGAGAUGUUUCAGGAGGCAGAGAGGGCAAUAAGGGAGGUGCAGGAGCAAUUAAUGGUGGAUAGAAGGUCAGAGGUGGAUGGGGAAGGACCAGAGAGUAAGGGGGAGCUGGACGAGUGGAAAGAGGAGAAAGCCAGGAAGCAAGCGGAGAGGCUCUUCUGGUGCGAAAUGAUCACUGCCUUUGGCAAGGGGGCGGCCGAGGGGGUGGGAAUCCUCAGCAAAGGGGAGAGUCCAAAGAAAGGGAAGGUGGUGAAAAAGGCAGUGCAACUGGCCUCCAGCCCACUGUCCCUGACAUCAGCAGCCAAGGCACUAGGGGGCGCCGUGAGGGAGGGUAGCAAGGUGCUGUACAAGCACCGCAAGACUUUCCUGCACUGAUUGACCGGGACAUCGAUAGCGGGUCCAUGUGGUCUGCAUUUUGCUAACUGAGUGACACUAUAGGUAAGAGGUGCAGGGAUGGUUUUUGGCCGAUAGAAAUAUGCAGGAUAACAAGGUCUGAGGAGGUAAUUUUCACGCACCAUUGCUGGGCUUCUGUACAGGAAGACAUGGUCAAAAGAAUAUUCCCUAUGUUUCAUAAUAAAAGUCCUAGCAAAAUCAGUGCAUAAUUGAUAUUUCAUUUUUAAAUGUAGGAAAAGAUUACAGCCAAAACAAAACACAAACCAGUUGAAAACCACCUUCUGAAGACAUUUCAUCCUAAUGGGGACCUACCAAAACACGAUCCGUCUUGCUGAUACCACAGGUCUUUGGUCAUACUUUUCUCCCAUUGGGGUAUCGAAAUUAAAACAUGUGGUAACACAAAGAAAUUAUCAUGUGUAAUGACUUUAAAAUGAAUGCUAGUGUGUUAACUUUGACGGUCUAACAUGCAAAUGUUUUUACUAACAGGCAAAAAAAAGAACAUAAAAAUACGUUGUUUCAGGAUUCAUUUUUUUCUGAAAUCAAAAGGCUACAUUUAGACAAGUGUUUCUUUGUGUUUAGUAUGUAGUCUGAACAUGUAAUGUUAGUACAUGAAAUCAUACUUCAAUUUUGAAAGAGUGGCCCCAG
This is a messenger RNA of Paramormyrops kingsleyae, 2322 nucleotides long. RefSeq names its product GTPase IMAP family member 7-like. Gene Ontology annotation, molecular function: GTP binding. NCBI's taxonomy places the organism in Eukaryota, Metazoa, Chordata, Actinopteri, Osteoglossiformes, Mormyridae. The record is from RefSeq and is a predicted model, not a curated record.